CAAAUGCCCAUUCGAGUGGCUAAAAUAAACAUAGAAAGAGAAACACCAUCCUCCAAAGUGAAAACUAUCCAACAAGAUCUAAAAUCUACAGAGAAAGAUUUCUCUUUUCUUGAAUAUAUUUAUGGCUUUCCACUGCAAUUCAGUUCCAUGCUUCCCCUGCCAACCAGCUUGCGGUACAACAAGAAGACACAUGUCCCCUUUCUCGCUUACCCAUUUCAUUACACCUCAAAAGACUCCAUUUUUGGCCACUUCUCUCAAUUCCUCAAGUUCCAGGAUGAUUAAGGGCAUUUCUGCUGUGGUUUCUGACCUAAAUGCUGUGGAGUCUAAUUACUCUGGGAUUGAUGUCUUCAAAUUAACUUACUUGGAGGGAAAUACUUGGUUGUGGGAAGUCGGAGGGGUAAAAAUAUUGGUGGAUCCUAUUUUGGUAGGUAAUUUGGAUUUUGGGAUUCCUUUGCUUUAUGAUGCUGCCAAGAAGUUUUUGAAGAAUUUCCAGCUUGAUGAUCUUCCAGAAGUUGAUUAUCUACUGAUUACACAAAGCCUUGAUGAUCAUUGUCAUCUCAACACCUUAAGGCCCCUCUCUCAGAAGUCGCCAAAUCUCAGAGUUAUUGCAACUCCGAAUGCAAAAGGACUGUUGGAUCCUCUUUUCAGCGAUGUCACAUACUUGGAACCUGGUCAGGACUACGAUAUUGAAGCGAGCAACGGGUUUAGAGUUAAAGUGAGGGCGACUGCCGGGCCAGUUCUUGGUCCUCCUUGGCAGCGACCUGAGAAUGGUUAUCUUGUCACUUCUCCACAAGGCGCGCUUACUCUAUAUUACGAACCACAUUGCGUCUACAACAAGACUUUCCUAGAAAAAGAACGAGCAGACAUCGUUAUCACUCCUGUCAUAAAGCAACUUUUACCGAACUUCACAUUGGUUUCUGGACAAGAAGAUGCGGUUCAGCUCGCAAAGCUCCUCUCUGCCAAGUUCAUUGUAGCCAUGAAAAACGGAGACCUUGAUAGCAAAGGGAUUCUUGCUAGUCUCGUUCAGGCUGAGGGGACAAUAGAAUCAUUUAAGGAGAUUUUGUCAAAGGAAUUACCAUCUGCAAAGGUUCUUGAACCUACUCCAGGAGUACCUCUGGAUAUAUCACCUCCCACCAAUGAAUCCUAGUUGUGCCAUUAACAACAAUUUUCAUUUGUUUUGUGCAUACAAUGUGGAGGGUGUAUCAUUUAAGAAUGUUGAGAACAAUCAAAUAUAAAUGUACAAUGUAGUACUGUGUAGAAACAAAUUAAUAAUAAAUUUAUAAUAAUUUCUUGUACAUAUUUCAA
Molecule: messenger RNA, 1305 nt
Organism: Ipomoea nil (Japanese morning glory)
Lineage: Eukaryota; Viridiplantae; Streptophyta; Magnoliopsida; Solanales; Convolvulaceae
Exons: 8
Coding region: 122-1147 (341 amino acids)
Source: RefSeq, a predicted model, not a curated record